AUGGUGGGUCUCCCCAUAGACCAUCAAAUCCUGAUCAAUAAUCAAAACAAGCUCGAGGACUCUCGGACUCUUUUUUACUACAACAUUGAGGAGGAUUGCACGAUUCAAGUGAUUUCCCCUAGGCAGAUAUUUAUCAAGACAUGGGAACGAACCAUAGUACUCGAUGUGGAGAAAUUUGAUACAAUUGACAGUGUCAUGAACAAAGUUGGGAAAAAGCUGAGUUUUACUACUGAUUGUCUACGUCUCAUGUUUAUUGGGAAGUCGCUCCAAGGCCAUCAAACUCUAGCAGAUUAUGGUAUCCAAAACUGUACUACUCUUGAACUGGCCAUGGCAUUCUAA
Molecule: messenger RNA, 339 nt
Organism: Camellia sinensis
Lineage: Eukaryota; Viridiplantae; Streptophyta; Magnoliopsida; Ericales; Theaceae
Source: RefSeq, a predicted model, not a curated record